Molecule: messenger RNA, 5256 nt
Organism: Aplosporella prunicola CBS 121167
Lineage: Eukaryota; Fungi; Ascomycota; Dothideomycetes; Botryosphaeriales; Aplosporellaceae
Exons: 2
Coding region: 1-5256 (1751 amino acids)
Biological process (GO): regulation of GTPase activity
Source: RefSeq, a predicted model, not a curated record
AUGGACACCGCCCGGCCCCCGCACUCCGACCAGACGACGCCAGACGACCACGAUGAGCUCCAAGCACCGCCAACGCAGCGCCGCCUUGCUUCCUCCACCAUCCGUCCCGUCACCCCAGACGACGUCUCCGAGGCCCAAAUUCCCCUCCCUCCCGACGACGACACCACUACCACCACCACCCACCACCUCGACACAACCACGACAACCGCAACAACAACCACCUCGCCCCAAACCUCGCCCCGCACCGUCUCGCGCGAAAACACUCAAAACCGCCGCCAGGGCAUCGUGGGAGCGCGCGGCGAUGGAGAAAUGGCCCUGAGGAGCGCAAGGGAAACACAAAACCGGCCGCGCACGCGGACCAUGGAGGAGCGGACGUCGCGGGACCGCUCUCCCGCCUCGUUGUUUGCCUACAACCGCCACCGCAUCGGCUCGGUGCACUCGACGGGCCCGGGGCCCUUUCAAGGCCUCGACGACAAGGUCACGUCCAUCGGCCACCCCUCGACCGUCUCGCCCGCCGGCACCGCGCCCUCGUCGCGCAACAACUCGGGCUCGGGCGCGUCGCGCGCCCAGCGCCUGGCCAAGCAGCAUGGCGCCGCGGCUCCGCGGCCGACGUCGCCGCUGCCGCAUCCGCAUACGGCCGCCCAGCCCGACUCGUGGAUCUCGCCCGUUCCGGCGUCGGAUGCCAAGAAGAUCCUGCGCCUGAUGCGUGUGACGUGCGGCCGCAUGAAGGGCAUGCUGGCCUUUCGGCGCGGCGAGAGCAGCCCGUGGGGUCUGUCGUAUUGCUACAUCAAUGAGGAGACGGGCAGCCUGGUCUACGAACCCAAGAGCGACACGUCGUACCACCGCACCUUAAUCCCCGACCUGCGCGGCUGCCGUGUCAAGACGGCCUACGACCCCGAGUCGUUGACGGCUUACAUCGACGUGAACCUGCACAACUCGAAUCUCGAGGUCCACCUGCGCCCGCCGACGCAGGAAGAGUACGAUUCGUGGUUCGCCGCGCUCAUGUGCUGGCAGCCCAUCCGACCCAAGGGUAUCCAGAACAAGAUGGCCAAACCGCAGCAGCCGCUGGCGGGCGUGCCUGAGAAGAAGCCGGCGGACAGCAGGCGGCACUCUGAGAUUUCGUUGCUAAAGGAAGCGCCCAUUAUCAAGGUGGGCAAGAUGAUUUUCUGGGACACGAACGUAUCUUACGCAAACUCGGGCGCGGUGAAGGCAAAUCAUGGCGGCGCCGCGGCAGCUUCGGGGCAGCGGCCGUCGCCCGGCUACCGCAUGCAAAGCUUUGGGUCGCGGCGGUGGCGGCGAGUCUCGUGCACGCUGCGGGAGAACGGAGAGCUGAAAUUAUAUUCUGAUACCGACGUCACGCUAGUCUCUGUGGUGCAGCUGUCGCAGCUGUCGCGGUGCGCGGUGCAGCGCCUCGACCCGACGGUGCUGGACAGCGAGUUCUGCAUCGCCAUCUACCCACAGUACACAUCAACGUCGACAGCACUAUCGCUGCUGCGGCCCAUAUUCCUCUCGCUAGACUCGCGUGUGCAGUACGAGGUGUGGAUCGUGCUGCUGCGCGCCUUCACCAUCCCGCAGCUGUACGGGCCCAAGCAGCCGUCGAUCAGCCUGCCCGAAGACCUGGCCAACUCGCAACACUCGCUACAGGCGCAUCUAGACAUGUUCCGCAUGGAGCGGUCGCUAAACGUGCGCAUCGUCGAGGCUCGGCUGAACCCGCCGAUCAGCCCCAAGUGGGCCGAGAGCCAUGCGCUCGGCCGGCGGCCGCAGUCGGGCACGACGAACAAGGACACCACCCCCGGCGGCUACUAUGUCGAGGUGCUGCUGGACAGCGAGACGCGCGCGCGCACCAUGCUCAAAGACAUCACGGACCCCUUUUGGCGCGAGGAAUUUGACUUUCAGGACCUCCCCGCCGUGCUGUCGACGGCAAGCUUGCUGCUCAAAAAGCGGCCGGCCUCACCUCCCGGCGAUGCCAAGCACGACAAGGCCAAGCGCGACGCGUUUGCGGUGCCCGACGGCAGCGGCGGGUACACGGGCAUCUCGUUCGACCAGACGUGCGGCAAAGUGGAUAUAUACCUGGACGACAUGGAGUCGGGGCAAGAGGUGGAGAAGUGGUGGCCGCUGGUGAACAUGUACGGCAACUCGGUUGGGGAGGUGCUGGUGCGAGUCAAGACGGAGGAGAGCGUCAUCUUGAUGGCGCGCGACUACCAACCCAUGUCGGAGCUGCUGCACCGGUUCAGCAACGGGCUGACGAUGCAGAUUUCGCAGAUGAUACCGGCGGAGCUGAAGCGGCUGAGCGAGUGCCUGCUCAACAUCUUCCAGGUGUCAGGCCAGGCGGGCGACUGGAUCAUGGCGCUUGUCGAAGAGGAGAUUGACGGCACGCUGCGCGAGUCGUCGACGGUGAGCCGGCUACGCUUCAGCCGGCGGAUGGGAACGGGCGAGGGCGGCGAGGGCGGCGGAGGCGGCGGUGGCGGCGGCGCGGGCGUUGUCUUCAGCAACGCGGGCGACCGCGAGCUGGUGGUGCGCGACCUGGGCAACAAUGCGAAGCUCGAGGCCAACCUGCUGUUCCGCGGCAACACGUUGCUCACCAAGGCGCUCGACUUCCAUAUGAAGCGGCUCGGCAAGGAGUAUUUGGAGGAGACGCUGGGCGAGAAGCUGCAGGAUAUUGCCGACAAGGAUCCGGAGUGCGAGGUCGACCCCAACCGCAUCACCAACUCGCACGAGCUCGACCGCAACUGGCGCCGCUUGAUCCAGCACACCGAGGACAUUUGGACUUGCAUCUACGCCAGCGUGUCUCGCUGUCCGGCAGAGCUGCGCGUCAUCUUCCGCCAUGUGCGCGCCUGCGCCGAAGACCGUUAUGGCGAUUUCCUGCGCACCGUCACGUACAGCUCCGUCAGUGGCUUCUUGUUCCUGCGCUUCUUUUGUCCGGCCGUGCUGAACCCGAAGUUGUUUGGCUUGCUUAAGGACCACCCCAAAAUGCGCGCCCGCCGCACCCUGACUCUGAUCGCCAAGUCCCUCCAGGGUCUCGCCAACAUGUCGACCUUUGGCGCCAAAGAACACUGGAUGGAGCCCAUGAACGCCUUCUUGACCGCACACCGCCAGGAAUUCAAGUCCUUUAUCGACAACAUCUGCGCCAUCUCCCCCAACACAAGCUCCGUCUCCCCCAUUCCCCCCUCGUACAGCACCCCUCUUGCCAUUCUGCAACGACUGCCCCCGACAUCCCGGGAAGGGUUUCCUUCCUUGCCCUACCUCAUCGACCACGCGCGCAAUUUCGCCGAGCUCGUCGAGUUGUGGCUGGAGAACAUUGGCGGGGACAUGGCGCACACGCUCGCCCAAGAAGAAGACGGCGACCUCGCGCGCUUUCACAACAUUUGCAUCACGCUGCACGCGCGCACGCGCGACUGCCUCGAGCGAGCCGAGCGUGCCGAAAGACCGAGCAGCACGCUCAGCGUCAAGUGGGAGGAGCUGGUUGAGCAGCUCGAGACUAACAAUUGCACCGGCAACGGUACCACGUCGCCGGUGCCAGAAGUGCCAGAAACAAUGACACCGAGCGGCACGCCCUCGCCCGGCCUGAUCGAGACGGGUUCGCUUCGCCGCAAGCACCGCGACACGGAAGCCAGCACCACAACAACCAGCUCGUCAACGACGUCCAACACGACCAACAACCCCCUCUCCGCCGGAUCGGGACCCAUGUCGCCCGCCGCUCCUGGAAGCUCCGCCGGCGCUAUUGCCACGGCCGGUUUUAUUCCUUGGCACCAGCGCGGUGGCGACCCCUGGGACUUUGCGACGGCGACGGCCGCACACCGCGCCUCGGACCUGUCGACGACAGCGGGUACGCUCGGCAGCUCGCGCAGCCUGUCGUACCGCGAGCGCGACCGGGCACCGCACCACAUACACGUGCACACGCACGGCCAUACGCGGGGCGCGGCGUCGGCGUCUCCGGCGCGAUCGGCCACGUCGCUCGUCAGCGCAACGACACCACGGUCCAGCAGCCGGUACGCAGCCUCGGCCGAAGGCGGGGGCAUGGGCAGCGCGGCGGGCAGCGUCAAGGGCAGCAUCGAGGAGACGAGCGACGAGGACGAGGUGGGCGACAGCGACGCAGACGGCGAUGCCGAGACCGAGGCCGACGCCGAGACGGAAGCUGAUGCCGACGACGCCGCGAGUAGCUGUCUGGGGCUGGAGCACACGCCGCCGGGGAGCGCGCAUGGCGGCAGCGCGUACGGCGGUGUGAGUGAGCCGAUGCACGGCAUGCCCAUCCCGGGCAGCAGCAGCAGCAGCAGCCACUACCAAGCGUACCACCCGCAGUCGGCGCUGUCGCAGCAGCACAUUGAGCACGACUCGUGGCCGCGCGCGGCGGCGAGCAGCCUCUCAUCGCGCGGCAGCGGGUUCCCGGGCAGUCCGCAGAGCGCGUACAGCGCGACGUCGCGGAGCCAGCACGCCGGGGCGUCGGGGCCGGGCGGGCCGCUGCUGUUUGGCGGCGGCGGCUCGACGACGACGCUGACGACGACGCCCGGCGGCUCGCGCAGCCUCGAGAGUAGCAUGUAUAGCGACGGGGGCGGGGGGUUGUCGCCGGCGCCGCUGAGCGCGACGACGCUCUCGAGUGCGGUGACAGGGCCCUCGACACCGACGCCGUCGUCGGGCGGGGGCGCGCUGGACGACGGCGGCUCGGACGGCGAGUUUACGACUGCGCUGCCGCCGCUUUCGGCGGCGAGGGAGGCUGGUAGUGGUAGUGGCAGUGGGAGCGGCUUGCCGCUGGGAAGGAUGGGCAUGGGCAUGGGCAUGAGUAUGGGCAUGGGCGGGGGCGGGGGCCUGACGAUCAGCAGCGCGAGCGGGCCGCUCAGCACGCACAGCAGCCACUACCACGGGCACCACGGGCACCACGGGCACCACCACCACGGCUACGGGCCGUCAUCGACAAGCAUCAACACGACGACUACGACGGGCGGCGGAGCAGGAACAGGGACCGGGACAGGGACGCCCACGACGACAUCGUCGCAGCGCGAACACCGCUACGCAGAGGUGUUGGAGGGCUUGGGCCGCGUGGAGCGCGAAGCCCGUGGGUUCAGGAACUUGGUCGGGUUUAAGAAGCGCAAGGAUAAGGAUAAGGAUAAGGAUCGCGCGGGCGAGAAGGACGAGAAGCGCGAAAGGGAGAAGAUGGAACGCAGGGAACGGAAGGAGAGGGAGCGCAUGGAGAAGGAGCUAAGUAAGGAAAGGGAGCGCGAGCUCAGGGCUGUGGGUGGGGGUGCGGGCGAGGGCGAGUGA